Gryllus bimaculatus (two-spotted cricket) is the source of this 507-nucleotide messenger RNA. Lineage: Eukaryota; Metazoa; Arthropoda; Insecta; Orthoptera; Gryllidae. The record is from the annotation of a GenBank genome assembly.
AAGUUUGGUUCGGUACGUUGGCGAGCAAUUCCCAGCACAUUACUGCAGUCUCCGUGAUCUCAGACUCCAAAACGCUGCAGAAAAGCGGCGUGCACAAGCACCAAGCGUGAAAUUCGUAAGGAGAAGGUUUACUUUCGUCGUGACAGAGGGGCAGUAGGAGCAAUGCGUCCGCAAGCGUGGGCGUGGGCGUGGGCGCUGGGCGCGCUGCUGGCAGCGCAGGGGCUGUUGGCGCCCGGGGCCGGUGCGUUCCGCGUGUGCGUGUGCCGGCGCGUCUACCGCCCCGUGUGCGCCUCCAGCGGUCGCACCUACGGCAACGCCUGUGUCCUCGACUGCGCGCGCGCCCUCGGCGAGGAGCGGAGCGAUGCGUUCGUGCGGCACCGGGGGCGCUGUACAGCUGAAGAUUUAGUGCCUGUUCCCAUACCCCUCUACUGAGCAACGAAGAGCACGUGACCAGAGCACGAGGUGCGACCACCCUGAAGUAUUUUGUGUCUCAUUAACAAACUCUAG